UCAAACAUCAUCAUAGGACUACACCUUAAUUCCCUCUACUUUCGCCAUUUCUUCAUUGUUACGUUCCUCAGUGUUCAUCACUGUCAGGCUUUAUUUUGCAGAAAAAGUAGGAAUAAUAAUGGGGCAGAAUGGAGGGAAAUAUGAGUAUGAGGCGAUUCUGGCAAGAAGUUUUAGCAGGCAAGACAGAAAGACAAUGGGGUGGUGUGCUACACUCGCCAUCUUCAUCGUUAUUUUCACAUUUUGCAUUUUCUUCAAGCCUUACAUAUCUGAUGAUGAUGAAAAUGCUGCAUUUCCUUCCCCACUUUCAAAUUUAGAAGUACCAAUGGGGGAUAGUUUCAACUUGCAAGCCACUGUUCAUGAUGUCAUAAACAUUGCCCCACAACCAUUUUCAGAUCCGAAAAUAAAAGAAGUGAAGCCGGUUUGCGAAGUGAACCGGAGAAGAUCGGACAUCUGCGACGCAAACGGCGGCGACAUAAGAGUUGUCGGAAGCUUGUCCACCAUUUUUGUUGUUUCAAAGGUUCAUAGUAACAUAAUGUCGUGGAACAUAAGGCCCUAUGCUCGAAAAGGCGACGAAGCCGCAAUGGGGGGUGUCCGAAACUUCACCGUCAAGCAACUCCACCCUUCUCAUCAACAAACCCCAGCUUGCACCAGAAACCAUAAUGUUCCGGCGGUUCUUUUCUCCGCCGGAGGAUACUCCGGCAACGUCUUCCACGACUUCUCCGAUCUUCUCAUCCCCCUGUACCUAACGUCCCGGGAGUUCGCCGGAGAAGUACAGUUUCUGGUCACCGACGUCAAAAGGCCGAGUUGGACGGAGAAGUUUAAGGAAGCGUUGCAGAGGUUGUCGAGAUACGAAAUCAUAGACCUCGGAGAAAAAGACGGCGAAAACGCGGUCCUUUGUUUUCCAAGAAUCAUCGUCGGGUUAAAAGCCAACAAGGAGUUCAGCAUCAACCCCUCUUCAGAUCACAUUUCCAUGAAAAACUUCACGGCGUUCUUGAGAAACGCUUACGACCUGAAAAGGGAUAAUAUUAUCGCAAACGAGAAACCGCAGCCGCGGCUACUCGUGAUAGCGAGGAACAAAACCAGGCGGCUGUUGAACGCGGGCGAGGUUUCCGCCAUGGCGGAAAACCUAGGCUUUAAGGUUGUCGUACAAGAAACAGACAGGAACAUGACCAAAGUGUCGAAACUGGUGAACGGGUUCGACAUUAUGGUGGGGGUGCACGGGGCGGGGCUAACGAACAUGGUGUUCUUGCCGGAAAACGCAGUGGUGGUGCAAAUCGUGGGGUUGGGGAUGGAUUCGAUAGCCAAGAUGGACUAUGAAGAGCCUUCAUUAGACAUGGGAUUGAGGUACUUAAGUUACAAGAUUGGUUUGAAUGAGAGUUCUCUAAAGGAUGAAUAUCCAGUGGGACAUGAAGUGUUGAGCAACUCCAGCGCCAUUCGAGUGAGAGGAUGGAAGGCUUUUAGUGCAGUGUACUUGAAUGGGCAGGAUGUGAAAGUAGAUGUGAAUAGGUUUAGAGGCACACUGUUGAAAGCUCUACAGCUUUUGCAUGCUAGCUAGCUAAUUAAUAUUUAUGUAUACUCCCAAAUUC
Molecule: messenger RNA, 1586 nt
Organism: Ipomoea nil (Japanese morning glory)
Lineage: Eukaryota; Viridiplantae; Streptophyta; Magnoliopsida; Solanales; Convolvulaceae
Exons: 3
Coding region: 119-1555 (478 amino acids)
Molecular function (GO): glycosyltransferase activity
Source: RefSeq, a predicted model, not a curated record